Oikopleura dioica is the source of this 810-nucleotide messenger RNA. Lineage: Eukaryota; Metazoa; Chordata; Appendicularia; Copelata; Oikopleuridae. The record is from the annotation of a GenBank genome assembly.
AUGUCUGAACGAGAAUCCGGAGUAUACUCCGAGUCGUUUUUAAGUGAUUAUCGCGGAUGUGACCGUCAAAAUCAAAACAUCGAUGGGAUGCAGUUCCCGGAAGAUAAUAACAGAUCACUUGAACUGUUAGAAAACUUGCAAGCAAGAGUUGCUGUGAUGGAAAAGUCGAACUUGGCCACGAAAAUUGAACUACAGAAAUCAAUCACUCGAACAUCUGAACUAGAAAAAAAGAUACAUCAAACAACCCAAAUCUUUGGACAAGUUGAAACGCAGGGCAAACUCAUUCAGCUACUCCAGUCCCAACUUGAAGAUACUAAGUUAUCGGUAAAGCAACUUCUCGAUAACUCAGCCACUAAUAGAAAUGGGAUUGUUCCAUCCCUAGAAAACCAGCCUAAUCCUGAUUCUGAACUCGCAAAGAUGGUCAGAGACCUUGGACCGAAGAACGGAGCCGACCAUUUUACAGAAGAGGAUCUAAGACGUCCUAUGUUCAAAAGUGACGUGAAAAACAUUCUAAAGAUGAUUUCAAUGGGUCAGCUACGGGUUAAUUUUAGGUUUCCCGGUAAUCAAGACCUGAAUAUCCAGGCUCAAGGCUGGGAGCUAGAACUCAAAAGUGAUAGAGGAACUUCUUCACUUAGGAUACGUAAUAAAGAUGGAGGAGUUCGAUUUGAUGCAAGAGUGGUUCAACAAGCCGCAAAAGGAAAAUACGAGAUUUCAAAUGAGACAAGUGUCUCGGUCGGAAGAUGGGAGUCGAUAACGGUUCAUAAAAUCGGAUCCGGGAAUAUCACUUGGAAUGUGACUUUGCUAAACUAG